Messenger RNA from Aureobasidium uvarum, 417 nucleotides. The record is from the annotation of a GenBank genome assembly. NCBI's taxonomy places the organism in Eukaryota, Fungi, Ascomycota, Dothideomycetes, Dothideales, Saccotheciaceae.
AUGGGAUUGAUCCAAAAGACAAGACAGUUGAAAGAUGUCAAGGGCGGUAUAACCUUUGCUCCUCCCUCCGCUCCCUCAGGCUACCUUGCCGACCUUCUACCCAGCCUCGACACUGUUGCAUUCAUUCUCGCCGCCCUGACUGCUGGUGGCGGUACUACCGGCUACGUUAGAACUGGCUCUGUUCCCUCCAUCGCUGCCGGUGUCUCUGUCGGCGCCCUUUACGCUCUCGGUGGCUACCGCAUCUCCAACCGUCAACCCUACGGUGUCGAGCUGGCCCUGCUGGCCAGUGUCGUUCUCGCCGGAAGCAGUAUCCCCAGAGCCAUGAAGUCUGGAAAGCCCCUUCCCAUCGGCCUGAGUCUUCUUGCUGCCUAUGGUCUCUACAGCUUUGGCUCUGCUUGGUCUUCCAGAAUCCGUUAA